CACCACUCCAUCAACAAAACCUGAUAGAGAUGUCAACUAGAGACGAAAUUUUGGAUCAAAUUGAAUCCUUACAAAACCUUCUUGAUGAUGGUAUCAUGGACGAAGAACAAUUCUCUGCUGCCAAAGAUAAACUCCUCAAGAAAUUAGAAGAACUCGAAAAUGAAGAAGCUGAAGCCAAUCACCACAACGAUGAAGAUGAUUAUCCACCACGUGGUGCUAGUUCUCGUAAUAAUAGAGGAGGAGAUGAUGAAGAAGAAGGUGAUCCAUACGCAGAUGCCUACGGUGAUGAAGAUAUUGCAGGAGCAGGUGCUGAAGGUGAUGAUGUUGUUGAAUCAUACUUGGAUACUCACGAAAGAUUGUUGGCCACCAUGAAGAAUACAAAGGCUAAUGAACAAACUAGAUGGGGAAAGUCAGGUCAAAUUUAUGAUGAAAACAAACUCACUUGGGGUAGUUAUUUGGACACUCACGAAAAGGACUCAUCCAGCAGAAAGGAAACCAAAUUCCGUUCUGGUGCUCAAUGGGGUAAAAGUGCUGAUGUUGUCUAUGAUGAAACCAAGUUGACAUUCGGUUCUUAUCUCAAGAGUGAAGAAGAAAAGAAGAAGAAGAUUGAAGAAGAAGAAGCCAAAAAGAAGAUGGAAACCAUUGAUGCUAUUAAGAAGAAGAAGGAUGGUGAAUUCUUAGAUCCAAGAAAUGCCAAGUUCAAGCUUGAAGAACUGCAAGGAAAGUUCCCUAAGGGAGUUGAUCCAAUUAAGAAGGAACUCUACUUGUCUUCUGAAGAUUUCAAAAAGCACUUUGGCAUGACAUUGACUGAAUAUGUUAAAUUGGGUGCUUUCCAAAAGAAGAAGCUCAAGAAGCAACUUGAUUUGUUCUAAAUUGACUUCAAUGAUUCCAAAUCAUUUCUUAUAUCAACCUUGUUUAUCACUCAGGGUUUUCACAAAUUGUACAUUUUUUCAAGUUUUGUUAAUUAUUUCUAUUAUUCAAUUCAAAUCAUUGAAUUUGACAAGUUAUUUAAUGACAUUGUGAUAUUUCAAUAAAUGAAAUGUCAUGUAAAAUUAUAAAUU
Molecule: messenger RNA, 1061 nt
Organism: Naegleria gruberi
Lineage: Eukaryota; Heterolobosea; Eutetramitea; Acrasida; Naegleriidae
Product: VHP domain-containing protein
Exons: 3
Coding region: 30-872 (280 amino acids)
Biological process (GO): cytoskeleton organization
Molecular function (GO): actin binding
Source: RefSeq, a predicted model, not a curated record